UUUCUCCUCAUGAAUUAUAACAGAAUAAUUUCACUCCUUUUACAACAUUGUUUUUCUUUUCCUAACCAGGAGUCCAGUUAUUACAAGGAACAACUGGACUCUUGGACUUGAUGAUGUUCCUGAUGUUCUGCUGCCUCUCCUCCUCAUCCUCUCUCAGGAUGAAGAUGAUCUCCAGGAUCCUGCUGCUCCUCAUCCUCAGCUCAUGUCUCUGUGCAACAUUUGUAGUGAAUGUGACACAGAGCAGCUAUCAGGCAGAGGAGAACCACAGCAUCACUCUGGAGUGGACCUUCACCACCAAGACUCAGGGAACCUGGAGGGAACUGUUCAUCUACUGCAGCUUGUUGGCUCCUCAUAAAGAACUGGUUCUGUAUCAGGUCCAUGAAGGUGUUGAGAUUCCAGAGUCUCAGGAUGAACAGUUUUCAGGACGAGUCCAGAUUGACAAAGACGUCCUCAGAGAAGGACGAAUCAGACUCCAUGUGUCCAGACUGAGGACUGAAGACUCUGGUCUGUAUCUGUGUGACGUGAAAACUGAAGAUGGAUUCAACUCUGGAAGAUGUCGACUCAACGUUACUGCAGCUGCUGAUCAGAUCCAAACUCAGAGACCAACUUUGACUCCAGAACCAGAGAGACGAGGAAGGAUCAUCAUCUUCCUCAGUCUGGGACUGACAGCAGCUCUAAUGGUUCUAAUAAUAAUAUUGAUUAUUUGGUUUAGGAAGAAAAGGAGAAAAGAAACCAAACUUUUUGACAAAGAACAGAUUUGUUUGAACUUGUUCUGUUUGACUUAUUAGAUUGUAAUAAUUAUGACUUUGAUCCGUUUAUUGAUUUGCUUCAGAUUCAUGUUUU
Messenger RNA from Xiphophorus hellerii (green swordtail), 843 nucleotides. RefSeq lists its product as uncharacterized. The transcript is spliced from 3 exons. NCBI's taxonomy places the organism in Eukaryota, Metazoa, Chordata, Actinopteri, Cyprinodontiformes, Poeciliidae. Bases 111 to 788 code for a protein of 225 amino acids. The record is from RefSeq and is a predicted model, not a curated record. Gene Ontology annotation, cellular component: external side of plasma membrane. Gene Ontology annotation, biological process: cellular response to lipopolysaccharide; immune response; negative regulation of T cell proliferation.